Helobdella robusta is the source of this 1638-nucleotide messenger RNA. RefSeq lists its product as hypothetical. Gene Ontology annotation, cellular component: plasma membrane. Lineage: Eukaryota; Metazoa; Annelida; Clitellata; Rhynchobdellida; Glossiphoniidae. The record is from RefSeq and is a predicted model, not a curated record. Gene Ontology annotation, molecular function: calcium-dependent phospholipid binding. The transcript has 14 exons. Gene Ontology annotation, biological process: cellular response to calcium ion. The coding region runs from base 1 to 1638 and encodes 545 amino acids.
AUGUCGAGCAGAUUAGCAAACAAAUUAACGGCAGAACCUGUCACAAAAGUCGACAUUUUUGUAUCGUGUCACAAUUUAUUAAACAUGGACACUUUUUCCAAAUCGGACCCUUGUUGCGUUCUGUACAUUUUCAUCGCUGGCCGCUGGAUCGAACACGGAAGAACAGAACAGAUAAAAAAUGAUUUGAAUCCACAGUUCUCAAAAAAUUUCACAGUAGAUUAUUUCUUUGAAGAGGUCCAGAAAAUCAAAUUUGCUGUCUACGACAUCGACAACACAACACCCCAACUCGAUGAUGACGAUUUCUUGGGGCAGACUGAAUGCACACUUGGGGAGCUGGUAUCAAACAGUCCUCUAGUAUAUCCUCUGAUGAAAAAUGGAAUGAGAGCAGGCAAUGGAACCAUAAUUGUAUCAGUAGAGCAAGGCAAACAGAAAGAUCUGUUAUUGAUGAAAUUUUCAGGCUCAUCACUUGAUAAAAAGGAUUUUUUUGGCUUAUCAGAUCCAUUUCUCGAGUUUAAUAAGAAAAUGCUUGAUGGAGGCUACCAAGUUGUGCAUAGAACUGAGUACAUAAAAAAUACCUUGGACCCCGUUUGGAAACCUUUCCAGAUUUCAACGUCGAGAUUGUGCAAUGGAAAUUACAGAGAGUCUGUCAAGGUUGAUUGUUAUGAUUACAACUCUAACUCAUCCCCUGAUUUCAUUGGAAGUUUUGAAACAUCGGUGGAAGAACUGAUGUCGGCCGCCACUAAACCCAUUCAGUGGCCUUGUGUAAAUCCAAAGAAGAAGGCAAAAAAAUCAUCCUACAAAGAUUCUGGCACCAUCCAUUUACUUUCAUGCCAAAUUUCAAAGCAGUUUUCGUUUUUGGACUUUGUAUUCGGAGGACUGCAUCUUAAAUUCUGUGUAGCCAUUGAUUUUACUGCCUCAAAUGGAAAUCCCCAGAGCCCCCAAUCCCUCCACUACCUCCACCCCCAGUAUCCUAAUCAUUACGUCAGGGCAAUUAGGUCGGUUGGUGAGGUCAUCAAAGAUUACGAUAGUGAUCAGCUGUUUCCAUGUUUUGGAUUCGGCGCGAGAAUUCCACCACACAUGGAGGUCUCACAUUGUUUUCCACUGACAUUUAACGAGGCCCAUGAACAUUGUUAUGGCAUUCAAGGGGUCCUAGAGGCGUAUUAUUCCAGUUUGCCACGUCUGCAGUUGUACGGCCCGACAAAUUUUACCCCAAUCAUCGAGCACAUUGGAAGUCUGGCGGCCAUUGCUCACAACAUAAGACAAUCAUAUUUGUACUACGUCUUACUAAUUAUCACGGAUGGCGUUAUAUCGGACAUGAGCAACACCGUCAGAGCCAUAGUUAAAAACUCCACCCUACCCCUGUCAAUCAUCAUCGUGGGAGUCGGGCAGGCAGAGUUCGACGCCAUGGAUAGGCUGGAUAGUGAUGAUGGACUGCUCAGGGAUCAGUGGGGUGGCGUGGCUCAAAGGGAUAUUGUUCAGUUUGUCCCAUUCCGGAAUUUUGAGCGUGCCUCACAAGAAGCUCUGGCCAAGCAGGUAUUGGCAGAACUGCCUGACCAGGUUGUCUCUUAUUACCAGGCCAACAAAAUCGAACCGGGCAAGCCUAGGUCCGAUGUUGACGAGCAGAAGGUUCUUCUAUAA